Penicillium angulare is the source of this 798-nucleotide messenger RNA. RefSeq lists its product as uncharacterized. The record is from RefSeq and is a predicted model, not a curated record. The transcript has 3 exons. The coding region runs from base 1 to 798 and encodes 265 amino acids. NCBI's taxonomy places the organism in Eukaryota, Fungi, Ascomycota, Eurotiomycetes, Eurotiales, Aspergillaceae.
AUGAACGGCAUAUUUAUCGCAGACGUCAUUGUUUAUCUUAUUCUCCUUCCGGUAGCAAAUUAUCUAUUCAUCAAGCAUCGAUGGACUGGCUUCUUGGCAUGGUACUUUGUCAACCUUUUCUGCUUGGCUCGAAUUGCCGGUGGUGCUUUGGGCCUUCAUGACAGCAGCAGCAUGGCAGCCAAUGUCAUUCAAAGUGUUGGCAUUACUCCUUUGAUUCUUGCAGCUGAUGGGCUCACACAUGAAGCUCGUGCUUUUCGCUUCAAAAAUCGCUCUUCUCUUCUCAGCUGGUCUGUUGUGUCGACUACAACAAUUGUCUUGGCUGUCGCUAUGAUCCUCUCGGUGACAGGCUCCUUGAACAUUUUCGAAGGUCACGGAAGCUCGUUGGAUCUGACCAAGUGGAAGGCUGGAAGUGUUGUCACUGUAGUAGUCUGGGCCUCUCAGGUCCUUUGGGCGGCUAUCAAUCUGGUUCGCAAAGGAAAGGGAUAUGGUGCAGGUCACCCGGAAAGCACACUGCUUUUGCAAGGUACCCUCGGAGCGCUGGUGUUCAUCGGCAUUCGUGUAAUUUACACACUUGUCGCGGUAUUGACCCAAAACAAGAAUUUAAGCCCAAUCACUGGAAGCAUUCCCGUCCGUGUCGUACUUAUGUUUCUUCCCGAGUGCGCGGCUGCUUUGAUUUUCACAUUUGUGGGACUGAAGACACGGCACCUCCGUGAUAUCAAAAAGAAAGCCCACUACGAAAGUGCUCCGUCCAAUGAGCAUGAGGCACUUGACGCUGUAGUGCCCAAGUUUAACGUUUGA